Chlamydomonas reinhardtii is the source of this 1382-nucleotide messenger RNA. RefSeq lists its product as uncharacterized. Bases 48 to 506 code for a protein of 152 amino acids. Lineage: Eukaryota; Viridiplantae; Chlorophyta; Chlorophyceae; Chlamydomonadales; Chlamydomonadaceae. The record is from RefSeq and is a predicted model, not a curated record. The transcript has a single exon.
CCAGGGCGUGUUCCCGCAGGGUUAUCUGACUUAUCUCCUUGGCGUAGAUGUACCGGUCCGGCCACAACGUCCAUGCAGCUGGACGGCAUCGCCGCACGGCCGGCACUCCAGCGCGUCUGAGGCGAGCAGUGCAUUGGGAGCGGCGCCACUUUGAGACGCUGUGGCGGCUGGCCAUCGACGCUGUGCCGCUACCGGGCAACUCCCACAUGCCAGCGACACGGCACGAGCCGUGUGGCCGUGGUCAGGCUGAGGCGCGCCCCGCCGCCCCCCUGCCCACGCCAAGACAGCAUCAAUUCUGGCACUGCGCGGUGGCCAAAUCCGUGGUGGCGCAUAUCAACGCACACAGACCGGAAGUUUCGCCCAUCAGCCAGGCGCAGCUCUGGCUGGCGCAGGCGCCACCGGGCUAUCAGCAGUGUGUUUGGGAUGUGGUGACGAUGGCGGUGCUGUCCGCCAUGGAGCAUGGCCGGGUGCGGCUGCGCGGGAUGUCGCGCGGUGCGGCGGCUUAAGGAGGUGUGGCGACAGCGGUGGCCGCAGCGAACACUGGGGCCGCGGCAGCGGAAGCAGCGGAGGCGGAUCCCGACCCGCAUGAGGUCCCGCCUGCGCCGCUUCCACCGCCGCCGCCAGACGUGACCCCCGCCCAGUUGGCAACUUGGCAUGUGCUCGUGCGGUCGCGGAUCUCUGGCCGCGGCUGCUACAGUUCGCACAGACGCUGGGCGUUCCCCGCAAGGCAGGGCUGGGAGGGCGUGGACUCCACGCACCCAAUCCUUGCCGUGGUUGAUUGGGAGCUGCUUUGCGCACUGCCGCAAGCAUUGGAGCUGGAGCCAGAGGCUUGAAGAGGGAGCAGCGCUCACUAGAAGUGCUAAGAGCGCGUAGAGGAGCCGUCACUGUGUUGGCAUUCUAUUGGGGCCCAGCGGGCAGGGGAUGGCAGCUGUGAGGCAGGCUAGCAGGUUUAGGAUCGGUGCGUGGGUAUGCAGGGGCUUUGGGGCUUCAAGCGUGGGUUAGGUGCUGGAGCACGUCGGGCCUCGUGGUCUGGACCGGCCUAGUAGCAAGGACGCGUUUGUGGCUGCCCGCAGUAGGCUAAAUCUGCCCUGGCGUCGUGCGCUGGCUAGGUUGAGGUUGCGGUCGUCGGGUCGUGUGAGGCUGCGAGGUCGCCGGACCAAGCCUCGUAGCCUGCAGGUGUCUUGUCGUGUGUGUCACGUGUGCAUGUGCGCGUGUGGCCGGUGCGCUGUGCUGGCGUUACUUUGUUUGUUUUCUGGCUGGUGCUUGCCUAGAGCUUGCCCAUCCGCUGGGCCCUGCGAUGUUCUGGCCAGGAGUGACCCUGCUGAGAUCAUUGGUGUUGUCCAGAGUUGUCCAGAGUUGUCCAGCAUCACUUCCGUUGCGCC